CCAUAUAUUAUAGGAAUAAUUACAGGUUUUAUUUUAACGAAAUAAACAAUAAUUUUGUUUUAGAAAAGAAAAAAGUAAUAUUAUGUUGGUUGCUUUCGAUCACUAGCAUUAUUUUUAUAAUAUUUGGUCAUUAUACAUCCUUACAAUAUACAUCUAUUAUGAUUACUGCUAUUUAUAUGGCCUUGCAAAGAGUAUUUUGGGCUAUAAGUUUUGCAUGGAUUGUAAUAGCAUGUUUUACUAAACACGGAGGCAUUGUUAAUCAGUUGUUAUCAUUCAAAGGCUGGAUUCCUCUCAGCAGACUUACUUAUUGCGCUUACCUUUUAAACCCUAUCAUUAUACGAUCGAUUAAUUUGUGUAGUGAAGCGCCAAUUUAUUUUCAAUUUUUGCCUCUAAUUUUUAUGUAUCUGGAAUAUGUCUUUCUGAGUUUCUUCUGCGCUUUCGUAUUGUCUUUAUUGAUAGAAAUACCUUGUAUCUCAUUAAUACGAAUGUUCAUCCAAUACUUUAAUGUAAAAGAAUAUAAUAUAAAUAAGAAAAAUUUGUAAUAUU
This is a messenger RNA of Pogonomyrmex barbatus (red harvester ant), 546 nucleotides long. RefSeq names its product nose resistant to fluoxetine protein 6-like. The record is from RefSeq and is a predicted model, not a curated record. Gene Ontology annotation, molecular function: acyltransferase activity, transferring groups other than amino-acyl groups. Lineage: Eukaryota; Metazoa; Arthropoda; Insecta; Hymenoptera; Formicidae.